Cetraspora pellucida is the source of this 1611-nucleotide messenger RNA. The record is from the annotation of a GenBank genome assembly. Lineage: Eukaryota; Fungi; Glomeromycota; Glomeromycetes; Diversisporales; Gigasporaceae.
AUGCCUGCUACGAUCCAGAUUCCUAAAGAUGUAUUUAUAAGGCUUAGGCCUGCCAUCGACGGUACUCCCGUUCAGGGCAUCUUGUUUGGCCAACGUGAAGAAUGUCCAGAUCGUAGACUAAUAAUUCAUGUUAAGGGUUUUUUUUCAUAUGAGUCAAGUUCUCGGGACCUCGUCAGCACGAUCGCAAAGUUGAUGAACUGGAAAGGUCAAACUGUACUAGGAUGGUUUGCAGCUCCCGGGCUCGACGUUCUAACACAUUGUGAUCCACCACGUAUAGCUUCAGCUUAUUUUCAUACUUUGCAGUCAGCUAUGCUGAAAGUCAUUGUAGCCAACUAUCUCAAGCAACACACGGAAUACGACGUAAAGGAGAUUACACCAUUGAUUGCACGAGAAUCAUGUGCACUGUUUCAAGAUCUUAUCGGACUUGUUGUUCAAAGGGCAUCUAAAACUGUUGAUUCAGUCAAUCCUGCAAUAAUAAUGAAUAUUGAAAGCACAUCAGCUCAAGCGUUUUUUUCAGCACCAACUUUAGCUGAAGUAUUAAAUCAUUUUCAAAAUUUACAUCGUGACGUUAAAGGUGAUAUCGUUGAAAUGAACAUUUUAAAAGGAUUAGCGGAUGUGUUACCAACAGAAUUUAGUGGUUUAGGGAUCAAUGGAGUAGCAACUAGUAAUGAUUCAGUGGUAUUGGACGAAAGAGAUGAUGAUGAUGUAGGUGAAUUAUUCUCGGUUUGGAAUAAUAGCAAUAAUCAGGGAACAUCAAAUAAAAAAUCGCGAAUAAGGAGGGCAAGUACCACUGAUAUUUCAGAUACCAAUUCGAGACGAACAUUAUAUGGAUCACCAGCUAUGGAUUUCAUAGAAGAAACUACGACAAGGAAAAGAAAAGGAAUUGAUACAGAAAAUAAUAAGAACGCGUCAAAAAAGGCAAAAACACCAACUGUAAAUAUGACUGCUAGCGUAAUACCGACGCCAUUCAGGAUCAUUCCAGGCCAAGGUUCUGAGUAUUUACAUGAAACACUUAACGAGGACGGUUUCCAACAUUCUACCGAAUUCGAUGAAUCUAUGCUGACUUCUUUCACCACGUCGUUUUUCGCCCCGACUGAUGAUAUAAAUCUGUCCACAUCUUCCAAUCCACUUGUGACUUAUGCACAACACCGUAUAACCACUGCUUAUGAUGCAAUAUCCCAUCAUCUAACAACACAUACGCAAGGAAAAAUAUCACUUUAUGAAAAGUCGUGCCAAGAAUAUGAACUAUUACUAGAAAUACUUGAGGCAUUAGAUGGUGUUGGAGAUGAGGUUGCAUUGGCGAAGAUGUUAGAGAAUUGGAUCGAAGACGUUGAAGAUGAAGAUGUAAUAAUAGAAGAUCCUUCACUGAACGCUAAUGUUGGUGUCGUUACCGGAGAGGUAAGUUCGUCUUCUUCUGUCGAGGAGGGCGAAAUCGAGGACGAGGAAGAAAUUGUAAAUCAUGAUGGAAAUGUUCUCAAAAAGAAUGACGAAAUAUCAACACUAUCGCGCAACAAAACUAUAAUCUUAAAAAAUUCGGAAACAGGGAAAAACAAACUCGCCAGAGAGAGCAGUCCUGGGUGGGCAUGGGAUGAUGAGGAAAUUGGAGACUGA